Sardina pilchardus (European sardine) is the source of this 3546-nucleotide messenger RNA. RefSeq names its product glucose-6-phosphate 1-dehydrogenase-like. Gene Ontology annotation, cellular component: cytosol. The transcript has 13 exons. The coding region runs from base 111 to 1655 and encodes 514 amino acids. Gene Ontology annotation, biological process: glucose metabolic process; pentose-phosphate shunt, oxidative branch. Lineage: Eukaryota; Metazoa; Chordata; Actinopteri; Clupeiformes; Clupeidae. Gene Ontology annotation, molecular function: NADP binding; glucose-6-phosphate dehydrogenase activity. The record is from RefSeq and is a predicted model, not a curated record.
AAAGGAAACAAUCACCGUGAUGUCAUGAUGACAGUGCGGGUUGGAGUGCAGUGCCCAAAUUCCGUAUCUAUGCAAACCAGGACGCCUCACUUGAACUGCGAACCCACGGGAUGGCCUCGCUUCCACUCUCUCGCUCGGAGGUGUUCGGACAGCUUAGGAAAGAGCUGUAUGACGACCACGAGUUCCACCAGUCUGACACCCACAUUUUCAUUAUCUUGGGUGCCUCAGGGGAUUUGGCCAGAAAGAAGAUUUAUCCCACACUGUGGUGGCUCUUUAGAGAUGGACUUCUCCCAGAAGAGACUUACUUUGUGGGUUUUGCCCGCUCCAACUUGACAGUGGAAGCCAUUCGUUCUGCUUGCCUGCCGUACAUGAAGGUAGCUGAUAGCGAAGACAAGCGGCUUGAAGCCUUCUUCAGCAGGAACACGUACCUGAGUGGGAAGUAUGACGACGGCGACUCGUUCUCAAAACUGAGGGCUCACAUGGACGGCCUGCCCAGCGGCUCUGACGCCAACCGCCUCUUUUACCUGGCGCUGCCACCCACCGUCUACCACGACGUCACCAAGAACAUCAAGCACCACUGCAUGAGCAGGAAGGGCUGGAACAGGGUGAUCGUGGAGAAGCCCUUCGGCCGUGACCUGCAGACCUCUGAGGAGCUGUCCGUCCACCUCGCGUCCCUCUUCACCGAGGACCAGAUCUACCGCAUUGACCACUACCUUGGCAAGGAGAUGGUGCAGAACCUGAUGGUGCUGAGGUUCGGGAACAGGAUAUUUGGGCCCAUCUGGAACCGAGAGAGUGUCGCCUGCGUGGUUCUAACGUUCAAGGAGCCCUUCGGCACUCAGGGCAGAGGAGGCUACUUUGACGACUUUGGCAUCAUUCGCGACGUCAUGCAGAACCACCUGCUCCAGAUGCUCUCCCUGGUCGCCAUGGAGAAGCCGGCCUCCACCAGCUCGGACGACGUGAGAGACGAGAAGGUGAAGGUGCUGAAGAGCAUCACUCCAGUGAGUGUGUCUGACGUGGUGCUGGGCCAGUAUGUGGGGGACCCAGAGGGGACGGGUGAUGCCAAACUGGGCUACUUCGACGACCCAACUGUUCCAAAAGGCUCCUGCACACCCACCUUUGCAACAGCGGUGCUGUAUGUCCACAACGAGCGUUGGGACGGGGUCCCAUUCGUGCUGCGCUGUGGCAAGGCCCUGAACGAGCGCAAGGCAGAGGUACGGCUGCAGUUCACCGAUGUGCCCGGCGACAUCUUCAACGCCCAGUGCCAGCGCAAUGAGCUGGUGGUGCGCGUGCAGCCCGACGAGGCCAUCUACGCCAAGAUGAUGAGCAAGAAGCCCGGCGUCUACUUCAGCCCCGAGGAGACUGAGCUGGACCUCACCUACCGCAGCAGAUACAGGGAUGUGAAGCUUCCCGAUGCGUAUGAGCGGCUCAUCCUGGAUGUCUUCUGCGGGAGUCAGAUGCAUUUUGUGCGCAGUGAUGAGCUGCGGGAGGCCUGGAGAAUCUUCACUCCUCUGCUCCACCACAUCAGCAAAGAGAAGACGCCGCCCAUACCAUACACCUACGGAAGUCGGGGGCCCACAGAAGCAGACGAUUUGAUGAAGCGAGUGGGAUUCCGCUACGAAGGAACUUACAAGUGGGUCAACCCCCAUGCUGUAUGACGGCCUCCUGGCCAAGGACUGAAAUCAAUCUGCAAAAUCUCAUUCCAAUUGAACUUAAGGGGCCAGAGCCACCUCUACACUUCUACAUUCAGUGGCGGCAUUCUCUUGCUUUAGUGCCAUUAUCAUGCAGUAGUGCCAUUAUUAUUAUUAUUAUUAUUAUUAUUAUUAUUCAGUAGUGCCAUUACCAUUCAGUAGUGCGCUUCUCAUUCAGUAGUGCCAGUAGAACCAUAGCAGCACAGAAUGUAGACUCGCCAUGUGCUGUCGCCUUCAGUCAUAGUGCCAGAAAACAAUACAUUUUUAUAUAGUCAUGACCGCGGAGUACACCAGUGAAAUGAAUGUAGAAUUGUAGACUCUGACAUCCAACUAUUUUUUCAAUAAUUACUUACAUUUGCAUGCAAGAGGAGAAAUAUUUUUGAUAAUGGUAUCUGCCAUGGUAAUAGUCUUAAUUGGCAUGGUCAAAGAUCAUUUUGUAAUGCUUUUGUUUGCUUAAUUGUUUAAUUCAGCCAAGCUUUGAUGAUGUAACCAAAGUGAUUUUGGGCACUUUACCAAUGUUCUUAAUUGCUGUUUCUCUUUUAAGCAUUAAGUCCUGUCCUCUUACUUUCAUACUGUUGCUCCGAAGGGAGCUGGUCAUACAGGUAUUUAUUUCAAUAUUUUGUUACAUUUGAUGUUACAUUUGAUGUUACAUUCUCCCAUUCGUUUUUUGUCCAUCUUUUUUAAAAUGAUGUUCAUUACACGAUUGACUGUAUUGGAGCUCAAGUUACUUGCACUUGCCUUCUUUUAUUUUUGAUGGGUGUAGUCAAGCAAAACAAAACAGGACUUAAAAUUCUCUCAUUUUUGUUCAUAUGCAUUAGGGGGUGUUUUUUUGUGGUCCACUACGAAUUGUUUCUGUAGUCUGCUUGAACUGUGGUUACAUCCCAGUAAGUCAAAAGCUGUAAGAGAAAAGGUGACUUAACUUCCCUUUUUCUUUAUAGAGAAAGGGCGUUGCUUUUGUUUACACCAUACAGCAUUUGUUUACGUCAUAAUAGAGAGCAUUAUGUGGAAUGCGUUUGGCUCAUUGUUAUCAAGGUGUGUUUGAGUUUUAGCUCCCUAAGACGUGUUUUGUGACGCGGUGUGCAAGUCCAUUUACAGUACGUUAUGGGUGGAUGUUUGCACAUGCGUGAGAGUAAAGCUGAGGUGGCCAAAUACACACACGCACUCACCUCACAGGAAAUGAGACCGGUAAACCCAGGUCAAACAAUAGGUAGCCAGGAACAAACAAGGUAAGACCAACUAUCUCUCUUGCUAAGCCCUUUCACUCUUAUUCCAGUCUUUCAUCAAAAAAUCUCCUGUCUAGACCAAAAUAUGAAUUCAAACCAAUCACUAUGUAGAAUGCAUGUUUACAUUUAGAAUGCAUGUUUUCUUUUACAUGGCGUUCAAACCAAUAGCAAUGUGGUUGAAGCACAUUCCAUAGACUCGCUCAGUCUUGGAGGAGGGGGGGGAAUGUGGCGUGCUCGACCGUCCGGUUCUAGGCUGGGUCAGUGAUCUGUCUGUUACCACUCUCACCUCCCAGGUAUGAGGGCUAGCUUUGGGCCUCGCCUCUCUCCUCUCCACCUCACCCCCCGGAGGCGCCUCGCCCUGCAACUUUGGGUCCACGGGCGGCGCCAUUGUUGGUUGUAGAGAAGUUGUGGUGUAGGUGUGAAUGUGCGUGUGUGUGUGUGUGUGUGUGUGCAUGAAUACAAUCAGGUAAUGACAUCGGUGAACAUGCAAUAAGGCCUUGUUGAGCGUAAUUGCACUGAGUGCAGUUUGACAGUUUUUAUUAUUUUCUUUCAUGCUGCACUGUCAAAACCAUGUACAUUUUUUCCUAUAUACUUUCUGCUGAAUUAAAAAUAAAAAAAGCUUUUGCUACCUCAUA